This is a messenger RNA of Physella acuta, 1198 nucleotides long. Its product is annotated as CD82 antigen-like. Gene Ontology annotation, cellular component: plasma membrane. NCBI's taxonomy places the organism in Eukaryota, Metazoa, Mollusca, Gastropoda, Physidae. The record is from RefSeq and is a predicted model, not a curated record.
CACAAACAUUGCGAAAUGAACUUAGCUGGACCAGCUGCUGUAGCAGUUUAAAAUCGGCUAGCGUGACUUGAACAGAAUCACUCCUUUGACUCAAGCAACAAAGAUUUUUUUCGGUGGGGAUUUUCUCGCUGUUGGGAGGUUUAGCAUAAUUUGAAGAUCAACUUGUCAUAUUUGUUUCAACGAUCAACUUGACAUAUUUAACCAGCUGUCAACAUGGGUGUGCAGGGUUGUUGUAACAAGUUCAUGAAAUUUUUCCUGGCUUUUCUUAACUUCCUUGUUCUGGCCGCUGGAGCGAUUGCCAUUGGUCUUGGCGCAUGGGCACUCGCAUCUGAAUAUGGAGCAGAAGAAAUGAAGGCAGUAACUGGUAGCGGCCUCUACAAAGGGGGCUGUAUCGUGUUAAUUGUGGGCGGUUCAAUUAUCGUGGUGCUCGCCCUUCUUGGAUUCCUAGGUGCCGUUCUAGAAAACAGAGUACUGUUGGGAAUUUACUUUGUGAUUAUGAUCUUGAUCUUGAUUCUGUUUGUUGUUGGUGCUUCUCUUGGAUUUUUUUUCAGAGACACGCUGGAGGAGAAGAUAGGGAAGGCGAUGGAGGAAACACUGAUAAAACAGUACAGCGUCAGCUACUCAACCAAUGAUGAAAACAAACUGGUUACUGAUGUGUGGGACAAACUGCAGAAGGAGCUGAAGUGCUGUGGUGUAAGUGGUGGGCUAAACAGCAGCACAUCGUGGUUCCUGUAUCAGAAAACCGAAUGGUUCAUGAACAGCAACAAAACUGUGUAUGUGCCUGCCAGCUGCUGCAAUCCAAAUAUUAAUAAGGUUAAUUUGGAUCAAUGUCAAAAGCUAAAUACUGACACUAAUAGUUUUAAACCAAUUAAAACUGAUCUCUCGUUGGUUAGAACAGAGAAUGAUGCUUUGUAUUCCACUGGAUGCCUUGAUUCUCUCAUUGAUAAACUAAAGCCCCACAUCCUGGCCAUUGCUGGUAUUGCUUUAGCUGUGAUUAUUGUUAUGUUUUUGGCCAUCAUCUUCUCCGUGUGUAUCUGUAUGGAAAUUGGCAGAAACAAGCACAAAGUGUAACAUCUUAUGUAAAACAAUCUUUGUUGAAAUAUUUUGUAAGAUAAAAACCAAGUUUAAAAAAGCCUAUAUUAAAAAAUAUUACCCUUAUCCCCAAGCAAUUAAUGAAAUUAAAAUAACAUGAAAUAUU